Molecule: messenger RNA, 6677 nt
Organism: Porites evermanni
Lineage: Eukaryota; Metazoa; Cnidaria; Anthozoa; Scleractinia; Poritidae
Source: the annotation of a GenBank genome assembly
AUUGCCUACUUUGUUUGAAUGAACACUCGAGAGGUUUAUUCAGUACAAUUUUGUGUCGUUAAUACCUUUCUUCGCUCCUGUGUGCUGUCUAUAGUUUGGCCAAAGUUCAGUGUAUAGCUCUCCGCAAAUCCCCUAAGAACAAUAUUCUUACCAUUUUCAUCGGUUAACAAAUGCUUCAGUCUGAAUCAAAAGUCAUGUACACUUGGCUGUAAGCCCUAAAUCGUGCAACGAUCAGGGCAGCCUAGAUACCGCCGCUAUCUCAGUGUGAUUUGAUUCUCAAAUGUGAAUGUUGCCUUUCUAGCCACCAAUGCGCCCGUUUUUAGUUUUGGUUGUUUUAUUCAUUCUGCUGGCUUUUUCUAGCGUUGAAUCCCGUCAUCGCCGCAAAUACCGAAAACGUAAGACUCCAAAACCAGAACCAACCAAGCCAAGUCAGUGUAGAAGUUAUGACGACGACUACGAUCAUGAUGAUGAUGAUAGGGGCUCCCGCAAGGCACAAAACUGCCGAGUUGGUGCGUGGAGUAGGUGGAGUCAAUGUUCAAUUGCGUGUGGAAAUCGUGGAUGGCAAAAGCGCACAAGAAAGGUGAGUUUAAUUCAAAUGAAGCAACUUUAGAAACUGUGGUCUGCAACAUUUUGAUGACAGACUACCAUUACUGUUCAGCAUUUUCACUAUCCGAAUACCAACCAAGACUUCGAUCCUUUCCAAGCAAAUAACACUCUGAAGAACGCACGUUGUUUGAGAGUCGAUGUAUUUAGUACGAAAGUACUAAUUGAGGACUCUAUAUUUCGGUUUAGCCGUUUGCAGUAACGGUGAAGGCAGUACCCUCAUUCCUUAAUGAUUUUAAGAUCCCGAGUAUUAGUCCAGCUACAGGGAUUGGAGCGGCGACAUGAAUCCCGCAUUGCAGUCAAGCGCUCGUUCUACCAACUCAGCUUAACCUUACUUAACUUAACCAGCGUAUUUACUUUUUCCUCUCCUUUUCUCCCUCCCGCUUCCUCGAGAUUUCCGCCUUGGCCCUGAAAACCCGUGGCCUGCCUCUAAUAAUAGUAAUAAUAAUAAUAAUAACUUACCGGCACCUGCCUGCCACGCAGGCUACGCCGCUGCUAAAACCUUUAUUGGGCCAAAUAUUUAAACGAAGACUAACUUAAGCCGCGGUUUAACAAAUCUUUGAACCGCCAGAUCUCUUCUUUGGUGAGUUGUUUAACAAGAUAAAUGCUUUCCUAGUCUUCUCUAUAUGCUUUCAUAAAACUGUUCACAAUAAAUGAUGUUUAGAUAAGAUCGUUGGGCAAAUUGAAAAUGACUUAGAACGCGGUUUUGUUAAACACUGGCUAAACUACGUUUAAAUAUUUGGCCCAUUGACUUUAAUUUUUAAACUAAAACGGCGUACCGCGUAUCAGUGUGCUACUCAAGCACAAUGUGGACCACAGCUUUAUUUUGUUGUUUAAUUCAAGGGAAGUACUGGAAAUGUUCUCGCAGGGAUGGGCACUUAAGCUAUAUAGACUGUUUUGAAAGCAGCAGUGGAGAGAGGGCAUUCUAGCAAUCGAUAUUUAAGGCACCUCAAACUUUCCAACUCAACUGAUCAUUAUACUGUCUAUCUAAUUCCCCCAUCCCUUUUACUAUACUGUUUAGGUCCCGCACCCACCCUCCUUAUUUUUCACUUCCCCGGGAAAUUAGGAAACACCUUUAUUACAUGAAGACUUUGGUUCUUGGGCCAUUGCAUAAACACGACGUUUCAUGUGCUAGUCAAAAUUUUCAAAAGUGAUCAGGAGUUUGUUCUUCCAUGCCACUAGUUGCUCCAACCUGCUAUUUGCGGAGGCAUUUGCCCGUUUCGAUUGAGUCAGUCUCGUGAUUGCAACAGAUAUUGCUAUAAUGGAGGCAUUUUAGAGCCAACCAGAUGUAAAUGCUCGUCACAGUACGGAGGAGAAUGCUGUGAACAAGGUUAGUCUUUAAUUCCUAUGUUAGGGGCACCCAACGAGGAUAAAGUUCAAAACCACUUAAACAUAGCAUUGUUAAACGUAUUUUAGUAUUUAAACGGUAGAUAUAGGCAUAUUUUCAUCCCCUAAAAAUUGUUCAUCUGUUCGGAUUUCCUAGCUGAAAGUCUAGUGAUCCGAAAAUUAUAGGGAUCAAAAUUUGCCUUUUCGAAAAUUUCAGCCAGAAAAAAGGCUCCCGAAAAUUCUAGGUGACCUUUCCAAGGUAAAAUCCGUUAAAAAUGGGCAAUUAUACCAUUUUUUAGAAGUUCGAAAAUCCUAGGAGAGGCAAGCAAGCAAGAAAUUUUACAAUGAAUGUUCCGAAAAUUCUAGAUCUCAAAUCGUCUUCCGAACAGAUAUUUUCCGAAAAUUGACGUUGGGUGUUCCUGCUAUGUCUCAGAAGAAAUUGGUAAAGGUGAUCGCUGCACAGCCAAGACAAUUGUUAAGCUUUUACCGAUGAGUUUCAUAAUAACUCGCAUGUCCUCUAUAAGGUCAAAGACUUUAGUAAAUUGAGCUUGAGUAUUAUGGAGUAUUAAACUAGUAUUCGUUUCCUUGUGCAAAAUACCAGCUUACCCUACUUACUUUUCUAGUCCACGGUGGGUGGAGUUGCUGGGGGUUAUGGGGAAGCUGUAGUACAACUUGUGGAGAAGGAAUCCAGUCCCGUCUGCGGUCAUGUGACAUGCCACUCCCAGCUAAUGGUGGACGUAAAUGCCCUGGUAUGAACAGCGAGAGCAGAAAAUGUAACACCAGUCCUUGUCCAGGUAAUCAGACAAUAACUCUUAUAAAUAAAAGCGAUUUUAAAAGGAUGAUGAACGCCACACGAACAACGGCAGUAAAAGGAAGUUGAAAAACAAAAGCAAAACGAUAGAAACUUAAAAGAGCUCAGUUCUUGCUUGAAAAACGUGGAAAUGAAGGUUUUAUAAAAGUAAUGAAUAUGAUUAGCUUAAAUAAUCAGAUGAAAAAAAAUUUCGAUCAUUUGAACACCAACCCUAACUGCCCCACCCCCCCCCCCCCCCCCCCCCGCCCUCUCCCCUCGAAUUAUCCACGGACCUAUAAAUAAAUUUUUUUAGUUCUUUUUAUUUUUUUUUUGUUGGUUGUGUGAUGUUGAUUUUUAUGGGGUACAUCGAGAAAAUUCAUAUUUGCUUCUGGCGGAGGAGCAUCAUUUUUAAAAAAUUUAUGAAUAAUACUACCAUAAACAAGCAGAGCAAAAAAAACCUCCACCAUUCGAUCCCCACCCCAACCUGCCCCCCCCCCCCCCGCCCCGCCCCCGUCCCUACAGCCUAGAAUCAACGACGUACAUAGCAAUAAUGUUUUGUACUAUUUCUAAUUUGUUGCUGUUAGUUGAUGGAGGUUGGACUUCAUGGGGAAACUGGAGCAAAUGCAGUGUUACUUGCGGCGGAGGAACUCAAAGGCGUAAUCGGUCCUGCACCAACCCACCUGUGGCCUAUGGUGGCAAACCGUGUGAGGGUCUGACAGAAAUGUCGCGGAACUGUAAUAAACAUGUAUUCUGUCCAGGUAAUGAACUACAAACAAAAAUAAGUGACUGUGACUCGUUGAAAAGUUUCCUUUAGUGACAUGAAGUGAAGAUUUCGUUUAGCUGUAUCAAGCCAAAUCCAUACUACCUGUAAUUAAAACGGAUGUCAAAGUAUUCCUAACUUUCGAUAGUAGUAAUAUGAUGGUUUUAAUUGAAACCAAAAAGUCUGUUGUGCUGAUAUUUUGAAGAUCCUGCGUGGCUGAGGUUUUGAAAUGUAGACGGGAAAAGCUGGUGAUUAUUAUUAUGAACAUAGCCUUAGCUUGCUAAGGGCGCAGUGUGUCAGUUGUCCUGCUGCUGUUCUUGUGCCUUGUAAUCUGAGGUAGGAAAUUUACUAGCUGACCCAUGCCUCUGUUUCAAAGACAGGCUAAGUGCGAAGCUAUUGAUAUGAAAAUAAUUUUUUAUUCUCAUGCAAACAAAACUCAUUUUCACAAGAAAGGUUUUGCACUUAGCCUCGUUUUGAAAGUGAGAGUUUUGGAACUGGGAAAUGGCCUGUCGCUUGUCUUCUGCAGGCUAAGUGCGUUAUUGGCAGUAAAUGAACGCAAAGUAAGAUAGGCACCACGCGUUUAAUUUACGAUAACAGUUUUUCUAAUCUGUGUUAAUCAGUGGACGGAGGUUGGUCAUUGUGGAAUACCUGGAGUCAGUGCACAACAAAAUGUGCUGAAGGAACACGCUCCAGAUCUCGUUCUUGCUCCAACCCACCCGUGUCCAACGGUGGAAAAUCUUGUUCUGGUCAACACGUGGAAACCGAAAAAUGCAACAAGGAUAUUCCAUGCCCAGGUAAACAAAAAGAAAUUCAUAAUUAUUCUGGAAUUUAGUAUAUAAAGGCAUCUUAGUCAUCCGCUAUCAGUCUAUUGUUGAUUUCCUCUCCUUCACCCAGCUUCCCAUUAAUAUAUGAAUAACACUCUAAAGGGUGGUUACAGUUAGGUAAUCAUUGACACCGGCUUCAUGAUGUAAUCAUCAUGAGCACGCAAAAGUACAAUCGUUUCAUCAAAAGAACAAUUUUUGUUUUCUUGUGUAAGACGCCCAAAUUGUUGAUCGGGUAACGAUUGGCAUCAGCUUUUCACCAACACUCCCCCCCCCUCCCCCUUAACGUUAUCUAGACUUACCAGGGAGCACUUGGAAAUCUUAAUUUACUUUGUAGUUGACGGUGGUUGGUCUUUAUGGGGAAACUGGGGCCCUUGCAACAAAGGAUGUUCGAAAACGAGGAGAAGAACUUGCACCAGGCCUCCUCCGUCUAACAAUGGCCUAAAAUGCAUUGGUAGUCCUUUACAAAACGUCAAAUGUUCGUUUCAGGAAUGUAUUGGUAGGUAUUAAAUAACUGAUGCCACAUCAAAUAUAGCCGGCUUCCAUGCAGGAGUUUUCAGGGGAGUUUCAUGUAUUUUAAAAUCUCUCCCCACAAACACGAUUCACCUCACAACGCCUGCGUGGGAGCCUACAACAAAUCCAGCAGCGUUGUUGACUGAUGCCAUCAGUAGUUUUUGUAACAUCUUCCUGUUUGUCUCAAAAUCUUAUUUUGACGGAAAUUUUCAGGUCUCUAAUGUUAAAAAUCCUACUGUUCCCUGAUAAUAUCCAUUCCGCGACAAAGGUUAAUUGAUCAGCACCCACGGAUUGGACAAUAAUGCCAGACGAAUUAUAUACCAACCACAGAAUGUUUUGACUAACGCGUCACUAUGUUGACGGGACAUUCUUAGUGAAACAACACUCCGAUGAACGUUUCUUUGGAAUGUUUUACAUAUUCGUUUAUAUAUUAGAAGCGAUUCAUACAAAACAAAGGCAGGUAUUGACGACAGAUUCUUGUCCUAGCCUACCUUGACUUACAGUAGAUUUUUUCUGUAAACGCUUAGUUGCAAUUUUUGUCAUUCUUAGGUAGCCGAUGUGUUUUUUUUUCAGACAUUUAUUACCCAAUCGUUACGAGCUGAGAGCUUAUAUUAAGUAAACAUCCUUUAUGCCAACUAAAUCGCAUAGCAUACUUCUCUUGACAAUUCCUUACAACUGGGUCCUCUUGAAAAGCGGUACCAAUACCUUUUCACCUAUUUCGCUCUAAAAGUUGUGCUUAUCUAUCCAAGGGAAAGCUUAACUAUCUUCUUCCCGGAGUGGAUCAUGCACUUGCUUGUAUUUUGUCUUUGUGUUCUGAUUGGUAUGUAUAAUGCAAACUCUGAGAUUUGAAUUUAAAGCAGUAAUUUCUUGGUGAAAAGGAGGUCGUCGUUAAUGAUCUUUAAAAAUCGAAGAACCCGCUAUCUAUGCGGGAAAUCCACGAGGUGUAUUUGGUUUACCUAAUGGUACUGAGCAAGGUUAAUUGUGAGUAAAAUAAACUGACCAAUUGUAACCUAGUCACCAAGGAAUUUUAAAUAAAAAAGAGAAGCUUAAUUAAGUCACUAUACGCAAUAUAAAUCACAGGAAUUUAUCCGCCAGCUAAAAGUAAGGAAACAUUUCAUUGAACAUUAAAAUCAAGUUCUGAAAGCUUCUGAUAAAAGACGUUUAGAGCACACAAAGUACACAAACUAUUCAUUACUUAAUAUUUUAAGGCCAGUUUUAAGGUUAACCAAACUUAAUUUAUAAGGAAGAUGUAAAUGGACUACAGGGAAAACGUGCAUUAAGUAAAGUUCCUUAAUCUGGACCUUUAAUGUGGACAAAAAAAAAUUCAUCCUAAAACUUAUAGGGUAACAGAACUAGAUGCUUGCAUUGAGUGAUUAGUUGACGGCGACAUACAAAAUAGCUUGACCCUAUUCUACGGAGUGCGCCCAAAAUAUUUAAAAAGUACUAGAGACUUGUUUGGUAGAGUUAGGGUUAGGGUUAAUGGCAACCUUUCCAUGGAGGAAAAAUUACACAUAUGAAGACUGCUGUUCUGCCUCCUUUACGAAACCCCUAUGCCCUCUUACCAAUAUUUAUACAAUGUCUACUUUUGUUUAGUAGUGAUAACAUAAUUUUCGUUGUCUUGUUAGGAGGUAAUGGAGGCGGUGGAAAGGGACAGGAAAUGGAAAGCGACUCCGACGAACGACAGGAGGGAAGCAGUUCUGGAACAACUGAUUCUUGGCAUGAGUGGAAUGAAUGGAGCGAAUGUUCAAAGAGCUGCGGUGACAACAGCUGGAAAAUCAGAUCACGCACCUGUAACAGCGUCAUAGCUGCUAGUUGCCAUGGAGACAGUAUACAGGUCACCUUUUGUGACGUCAGACCAUGCUGA